AUGGAGUUCUGCAGGGGGACAAGGCUCGCUCACUGGUGGCGACUGGAGUGGCAGAGCAAGAGCAACCUCGUCGUCGAGUCACUGCGAGCUUGCUUUCGGAGAACUCCGGACUCGGCGCCCAACGAGCGCGUGGCCGCCAGCCGAGCGCUCAAUCGACAUCAGUCCCGCGCGGACACCGAAGUCCAUUCGGGGAUGGACCCCUCUCCAUCGCAGCCCUCUCCAUCGCAGCCCUCUCCAUCGCAGCCCUCUCCAUCGCAGCCGAUACUCGACAUGCUGCACACGCUCCCUUCCAUCAAAGCUCUCGCGCUCGGGUUCAAGGCCGACAUCACAACCGAGACGAUCGAGCUACUCAGCUCGUCCGUACCGAUGGACAUCAACGCGUUCCGCAUCGGCGGGUACGCCCACGACUACCUCAUCAAGGACGUCUUCCUCUCUUUCGUAUGUUUCCGUCCCGUCAUGUGCAACCGUACCAGCUGGCUCACCCAUCGGGCUCGUAACUACAGGCCCCAACUUCUCGAGGGCCCGCCGCCAGCGCUCCAGCUGCACGGCUUCGGGCCGUAUCUGCGCUGGCUCGUCCCUGGCCCGGGCGGGCCCGCCGCGUCCGACCCGCCGCGACAGUGGACGGAGCACUGGUCGCCUCGCAAGGUCACGUUCCGGACGGUGGAGGACUCGCGGACUGGGAGUGGCUCCUUCGGCACAACGGGAGACUCUAUGCCGCCGGGAGCACGCGUGCAGCCGUAA
This is a messenger RNA of Epithele typhae, 741 nucleotides long. RefSeq lists its product as uncharacterized. NCBI's taxonomy places the organism in Eukaryota, Fungi, Basidiomycota, Agaricomycetes, Polyporales, Epitheliaceae. The transcript has 3 exons. The coding region runs from base 1 to 741 and encodes 246 amino acids. The record is from RefSeq and is a predicted model, not a curated record.